Rotaria sp. Silwood2 is the source of this 765-nucleotide messenger RNA. NCBI's taxonomy places the organism in Eukaryota, Metazoa, Rotifera, Eurotatoria, Philodinida, Philodinidae. The record is from the annotation of a GenBank genome assembly.
AUGGCCACGAGCAUACGCGAUAAAUAUAGUGGUGUAUGCAUUCAAGCUGUUGUCGACGAGAAAUAUAUGAUGCCCAUUCGUGGCUAUGAGAAUAUGCCACUUGUUUCACUUGAAGAAGCUGUCCAACCACUUGUUCCUAUUCUACAAGAUGUUCAGCAAAUGGUUUAUAUUGUCAAGCAAAAAUGUAAGAAUCCAUCUGAUGGUUUGACACCAGAUGAAUCAGCUUCCAUUAUGCUUUACACGAUGGAGUGGACGCCACAUGAUGAUAGCUUAUAUUUUGCUUUAAAUAAUACACUACGAUCAGAAGAUGGACAACAAAAACUGGAACCUUGGCAUCUUUAUUUAAGACUUUUUCUCAAUGCCCUCUUUCGUCUUCCGCCACAUCGUACUACUGCAUAUAGAGGUGUUAAGUUGGAUCUGAGUGAGCAAUAUAUCAAAGGAAAAACAUUUGUCUGGUGGGGUUUCUCAUCUUGUACAACAUCUUCUAAUGUUCUACAAUCGGACGGGUUUGUCGGAACAACUGGUACAAGAACAGUGUUUGUCAUAAAAUGUGAAUCAGCUAGAAAUAUUCACAAACAUUCGUUUUAUCCAUCUGAUGAUGAAAUACUUCUGAUGGCUGCAACUCAAUGCAAAGUAACGAGCUAUAUUAAACAAGGUGAUCUACAUACCAUUCACUUGGAAGAAAUUUCCUCAUCAUUUCCACUUUUACAAUUAGUGCCAACAUCUACUCCAUCGCCGAUCAAGCCAAUAUCGGCAGGUAAGUGA